GAAGUAAAACUUUUAGCGCAUGCGCAGUCCCCGGAGAAACAGAGGCGCGAUGGCUGCAGAGAGUCCUCCGCCGCUGCUGUUGUCUCUGGUGGAUGAAUUUGUCUCCGGUCUUCAGGACAGCAGGUCAAAGGAUGCCGCCAAAGGUGUCAAGGAAGGACAGUUUUCUGUCCUGCAGCUGGUGGAGGCACUGGGGCAGAGCCUUACCAGUACUCAGCCCCACACUCGAGCCCGAGGCGUCCAGCUGCUCUCUGAAGUUUUACAGGAGAGCUACGCAGAGCUGACAGAGAGAGAAGUGGAACUGCUCCUCGCCUUCUAUGAAAACCGCCUGAAGGACCAUUACGUCAUCACGCCGCCUGUUCUACGGGGGCUUCAAGCGCUUACCAAGUCCAGAAGGUUGCCUCCUGGUGCGGCGGUGUCGAUGCUGAAGGCUUUGUUUCAGGACGUUCAUGUACAGUCGCUGAUGCUUGCAGAGAGAGCGUGCGUCUACAACAUGCUCAUCAACCUCAUGGAGAGCAGGGAGGACGAACUGAAGGGUUUGGGCGCAGAUUUCGUGUUUGGUUUCGUCCAAUCGAUGGAUGGGGAGAGGGAUCCCCGCAACCUGCUGUUAGCCUUCCAGAUUGCCAGGAACAUCCUUCUGCGGGGAUACAACCUUGGUAAAUUCACGGAGGAGCUGUUCGAAGUGACGUCCUGCUACUUCCCCAUAGAUUUCUCCCCACCUCCCAAUGACCCCCACGGCAUCACCAAGGAGGAACUCAUCCAGGCACUGAGGGCCGUCCUCACCGGGACCCCCAAAUUCGCAGAGUUCCUGUUGCCCCUCAUCAUCGAGAAGCUGGACUCGGACGUUCAGAGCUCCAAGCUGGACGCGCUGCAGACUCUGGCUGCCUGUGUGAGACAGUAUGAAGACAAGGACCUGGUGGAUUUCCUGGAAGGACUGUGGAGCUCGCUGCGCAGAGAGGUGUUCCAGACAUCCAGCGAGAAGAUCGAGUCGGCGGCCCUCGCUGCUCUCACCGCGCUCACUUCCUGUCUGUCCCGCUCUGUCCUCAAGUCUGACUCUGAAGACUCGCUCAGCACCUUCCUGGACCUCGUGCUCAAAGACUGUAAGCACCACCUGUUCGAGCCUGACUUGAAGCUGGUUUGGCCCAGCGCCAAGCUGCUCCAGGCCGCCUGCAGCGCCUCCUACAGGGCAGGUCACCUUAUAACAGCCGCUGUCAUGCCUCCUCUGGUUGAGCAGUACAACAGCAGAACACAGUGUUCCCACAGACGGACCCUGUUGGAGGUGGAGCAGCGAUUCAUCCAGUCAGCAGCAGCUUCCUGUCAGUCUGUAGAUCAAGAUGAGAGUCUGUUUUCAGCGUACAAAGACUCUCUGUGCAGCAUGGUGUUUUCAGCUCUGUCUGAAAGUAAUUCCAGUCUACAGAUCACAGCUGCCUCUCUGCUCACCUCACUGGCCCAACAAACGGGUCUGCUGUCGGACUCUGACAUCGAUCUCGCCGUGGAUCACCUGACCAGACUGCUGCUGACGGAUGAGGACGAGUCCGUGAGCCUGGCUGUGGUGGAGUGUGCUGGAGCGUUAGCGGAGCGCCAUCCUGCUGCCUUCAUCAACAAACUGAUCCCCACGUUAAAGAAGGAGAUGUUUCCUGACCAAAGAGAGGCGUCUGAGCUGCGUUCCCAUGAUGCCGUGCGUCAGCGGUGUCUGUCCGCUCUGGCUGCGGUGUCUGUCCAGGCCAGCGUCGUCCAGGAGAGCGCGCCCGUCCUCCUGGACGUCCUCAGCUCGGCACACGCAGAUCCAACUUGUUUCUCCACGGAUGAGGUGGUGCACGCCUGCCUGAGCCUUCAAAAGAUAGCGGAGCGCCUUCGCGAUGAUGAGGAGACGAGCCGAUGCUUUCACGACGUGGUCAUCCCGCGCCUGCUGUCUCUGGCCCUCCAAGCUGCGCUGCAGAGCGAGGGGUCCUGUGGUCGGCGCAGCCCCCUGGUGGAGGAGGCGGUCCUGUCCGCCAUGGUUCCAGUUAUCAGCGCCGCCUGCUCCCGCCCUCAGACCACGUUUGCCGAACAGACGGCUUCCAGAGUCGUGUCGCUCUUCCUGGACGGCGACGUCUCAUUUCUACCCGACAACUCCCUGCCGUCACGCGUUUCGCUGCUCCAGCAGCAGCAGCAGGAGGACGAGAAUUCAUGGCGUCGGUCCCAGCUGGUGUGUCUCCUCAUGGCCUGUGUGUGUUCGUUCCCCCGCAGCGUGGAGGUUCCCCAGGAGGAGCGGCUGCUGUCGGCGCUGGAGGAGCUGAGCUGCAGCUGCAGCCAUCCGCUCUCCUACACGUCUGCGGCCAAGUGUUUUGCCGGGCUCCUCAACAAGAAGCCUGAAGGGACGGAUCUGGACGGCUGGAUUCAGAGAACGGUGAAGAGAGUGAGCGGCGAGUUGGACCGCCCCUCCUCCUCUUGUCGCCUGCAGGCCUUCAGUCUGCUGAUCUGGGUCGCCAAGGCGCUGCUGCUGCGAUACCAUCCGUCGUUCUCAGCGCUGACCGAUAAGCUCUUCUCUCUGCUCCACGACGCCGACCUCGGCCCCAUGGCCGCAGACGGCUUCUCGCUGCUGAUGAGCGACUCAACGGACGUCCUGAACCGUGGUUGCCAUGCCGACGUCAGGAUCAUGUACCGGCAGCGCUUCUUCAGCGAGAAUUCGGCCAAGCUGGUGCAGGGCUUCAACGCUGCGCCUAAAGAGAAGAAACCAAACUUCCUGAAAGCUCUGUCCAACAUCGUCAAUAAGCUGCCGAAGCAGGUCCAAGUCUCCGAGCUGCCGGCGCUCCUGUCUCUGCUGCUGGAGGCGCUGACGUGUCCCGACGAGGGCGUCCAGCUGUCCACCCUGUCCUGCCUGGAGCCGGUCCUGGUGACCCCCCCGCAGGUCCUGAUCCAGCAGCUGGAGGCGCUGGUCAGCAGGCUGCUGGCGCUGGUCGGCAGUCCGUCCAUGAAGAUCCGCAUUGCUUCCAUCCGAUGCGUCCUGGCGCUCUCCCAUCUCCCCUCACAUGAGGUGUUGCCGUUCCGAGCGCGCGUGCUGCGAGCGCUGGCUCCGCCUCUGGACGACAGGAAGAGGCUGGUGAGGAGGGAGGCGGUCCAGGCCAGAGGAGAGUGGUUCCUGUUGGGAAGCCCAGGAGGAAGGUGAUCUCUGACUGCGGCGUUCACAGCGAAUCCGAAGCUCUGGGAUCAGUGGGAAUCGUUCUGGAACGGGACAGAACCCCGCGGUCCGUCACAGAACCACGGCUCAUUACUGACGCACAGAACCGCUCAAACCGCCUGUGUCUGUUAGCCGUUAGCUCAUCCGUUACACAUCCAUUCAUCUGCUGGAGACAUUGAGUGGAAAAUGUUUUUUUUUUUAUUUAAUAAAAAGCAAUAAAACAAUCCAAAUUUACUGA
Messenger RNA from Cyprinodon variegatus (sheepshead minnow), 3395 nucleotides. RefSeq names its product MMS19 homolog, cytosolic iron-sulfur assembly component (gene mms19). Lineage: Eukaryota; Metazoa; Chordata; Actinopteri; Cyprinodontiformes; Cyprinodontidae. Bases 20 to 3145 code for a protein of 1041 amino acids. Gene Ontology annotation, cellular component: MMXD complex; cytosolic [4Fe-4S] assembly targeting complex. The record is from RefSeq and is a predicted model, not a curated record. Gene Ontology annotation, biological process: iron-sulfur cluster assembly. The transcript is spliced from 31 exons.